AUGGGCAUGAUCGAGGAUAUGCUGAAGUGGUGUCGCACAGUUGGGUACCAGGUAUGCAGUCAAGUAUGCCCUCUAAGCGCAGUUCCGACAGAGGUGCAGAGUCCCGACUUUGAUCCUCUGAAUACCGUGCAUAUUGCCGGAAGCAGAGGCAAAGGCUCCACCUCGGCGGUUAUCGCUGCCAUUUUGUCCGAAUACCAAGGCCCGCACGUAAGCAAAGUUGUGUCUCUAUACGGCUCCCUAUCUGCGCACGGCUCGAGAGCGAAUUCCAUGGCCUUCCAUCAAACCCCCCUGUCAGAGAAGCAAUUUGUCACGUAUUUCAACGAUAUCUGGGAGAGACUGGGUUUGACUGAGGAAUGUACCGAAGGCGGACCCCCGUUCGCUCGCUUCCUCACCUACCUACUGGCACUGCAUGUAUUCCUUCAAGAAAGGGUCGACAGCGUGGACCUGGUGGGCCCCUGGUUUGCGAGAAAGGCGGCACAACAAGUCUCUUCGAAUCGCGUCCUCAUCUUCAAUCAGUCCACCCGAGAUGCCUUCACACUGGUCCGGCGCUCGAGAGACAGCAUUCGCCGGUCGGCGGAGCGCAACGAGGUCGCGGACAUGGAACAGGUAUUGAUGACUUUCUGCGCUCAUCGGCGGGGGAUUCCGGGCGAAGAGAUGACGGGGAUCACAAUGGUUCGGACGGUGGAAGAGGCGGUGCGCUGCGCCGGGGCCGUCGGCACUGUGUUGUCGAACGGAGAGCAGAAUUCUCCGCUGGUGCUCAUCACGGGCAGCCUGCAUUUGAUCGGCAGUGCAUCGCAGGUGUUGGAGACGCUGGAGGGUGGCCUGCACCUGUAA
Molecule: messenger RNA, 834 nt
Organism: Aspergillus heteromorphus CBS 117.55
Lineage: Eukaryota; Fungi; Ascomycota; Eurotiomycetes; Eurotiales; Aspergillaceae
Exons: 4
Coding region: 1-834 (277 amino acids)
Biological process (GO): tetrahydrofolylpolyglutamate biosynthetic process
Cellular component (GO): cytoplasm; cytosol; mitochondrion
Molecular function (GO): tetrahydrofolylpolyglutamate synthase activity; ATP binding
Source: RefSeq, a predicted model, not a curated record